AUGGCUUCCUCUUUUCUCCCUGAACAAGCUAGAGUACCCCCUUCCCUCCAAUUUCCCUUUCCUCCCGUCACCAAGUUUAAGAUUGGAUUGUGUCAAUUAAAAGUGACUGCGGACAAGGAGAAUAAUAUUCUGCAUGCACGAACAGCGUUAGAGGAGGCUGCACAAAAGGGAGCCAAGCUUGUUCUUUUGCCAGAAAUUUGGAAUAGUCCAUAUUCAAACGACAGCUUUCCAGUUUAUGCUGAGGAGAUUGAUGCUGGUUUUGAUGCAUCUCCAUCGACAGCCAUGUUGUCAGAAGUUGCCCGUCUCCUAAAUAUCACAAUAGUAGGAGGCUCAAUACCAGAACGAAGUGGGGAUAAGUUGUACAAUACCUGUUGUGUCUUUGGAACUGAUGGAAAGUUGAAAGCCAAACACCGCAAGAUACACCUUUUCGAUAUUGACGUUCCUGGAGAGAUUAUAUUCAAGGAAUCUAAGACUCUUACUGCUGGAGAGACUCCAACCAUAGUGGACACAGAGGUUGGCCGGAUUGGUAUAGGUAUCUGCCAUGACAUUAGAUUUCCAGAACUGGCAAUGCUCUAUGCAUCUAGAGGGGCUCACUUGCUCUGCUAUCCUGGGGCAUUCAACAUGACUACUGGACCAUUUCUCUGGGAGGUACUGCAAAGGGCAAGGGCUCUGGACAAUCAGUUAUAUGUAGCAAGCUGUUCACCUGCUCGAGAUGUCGGUGCUGGAUACGUUGCUUGGGGUCAUUCAACACUUGUAGGACCUUUUGGAGAAGUGCUCGCCACCACUGAACACGGCGAGGCAAUAAUCAUAUCAGAUAUUGACUAUUCACAAAUUGAGCUCAUGAGAAAAAACCUCCCACUAGAGAAGCAAUGGCGAGGCGAUGUUUACCAGUUGGUAGAUGUUCAGAGAUUGAAUUCUUAA
This is a messenger RNA of Fraxinus pennsylvanica, 921 nucleotides long. The record is from the annotation of a GenBank genome assembly. NCBI's taxonomy places the organism in Eukaryota, Viridiplantae, Streptophyta, Magnoliopsida, Lamiales, Oleaceae.